Molecule: messenger RNA, 609 nt
Organism: Cyclocybe aegerita
Lineage: Eukaryota; Fungi; Basidiomycota; Agaricomycetes; Agaricales; Hemipholiotaceae
Source: the annotation of a GenBank genome assembly
AUGAUGAUUUGGAGGUGUCUCGUAUUGUAUGAGGGAACGGGACGAUGUCGGUGGAACUUGUUCCUGGGGUUUAUAGGGCUCCUUGUCCUCAUAUCGUUAGGGUCGGGGCUUCUGCUUUUCGCCCUUAUAUUCAAGACAACGCACUUGGUUGGCAGUCUCUUUAUGAUUGCCGUUCCCUGCGCCACAUCUAUUACCAACAUCAUCUUCGCUACUCUUAUUACACUUCGUCUUCUUUGGCACCAGAGUCGAAUGAAAGAAGCACUUGGAUGGGCGUACAAGUCGCCAUAUACACGGAUAAUUACUAUCUGUAUCGAGUCAUGCUCGCUGAUUAUAGUGGUCUGCAUUGCCUUCCUCGUCAUUCGAUUGGGGGAUCUGCCUGGGAGAGUGAUACUGGAAAUGCUCCUCACGCCUGUAUCUGUCCUCUCCCCAUUACUUAUGAUUCACAAUGUCGCGAAAGGAAGGGACAUCGUUUCCACCAUUCAUACCCGACAGAUAGAGAUUAGAAUCGCGGACUUAAUGGCGCAACCCCACGGACGUGUAGGAAAUACAUCCAGUAGCAUACGUUUCGACCCCGAUUAUACUACUAGUAGCUGCGAUCAUGGACCUUAA